ACCCUUAUUAAACCCUAAAGGCUAAAACGGCCGAAACCCCGCCGUUAGAGCAAACGCGUUAUAGUUGUUUUGGUGCGAAUUCCAGUUAGGUUCUGUGUACAGAGCAAGCAGUAGCAGAGCAGUCUCGCUGCAACUCCACAAAAGCAAUAGGAGGCUGUUGAAAUUUGUGUGUCUGGUGGGGUUGGUCCGUGGGGGUUUAAUUGUGGUUUCUUUUGGGUCGAAACUCAAAAGCAUUGCCGUUGAGACGAAUUGGAGGCAGAAUGGGUGGAGAGGAUAAGUCACACAAACGGAGUAGAAAGAAAAUGGAUAUGGGCAGAAGGCAUGAUAAACAAAGUUCCUCCUUUGAUGCCAAUGUUGGGAGAAAGGGAUCCUGGCGGGGUUCGAAACAUCAAGGCGAUUCGGAGACACAAAAACCAUUGGUUAGGAAACAGGUUGAUCCUGAAACCAUGAAUUACUUUAAGGAAAUUGAUAACCUUUUCGCGAGUAAUGGGGAUGAUAUGGAGGAGCGAUCAGUUGUAUGUGGUAAUGCCCUUGAGGAAGCUAAGGGGAGAGAAAUGGAACUGGCAACCCAUUAUAUCAUAAGCCAUACUAUGCAGACACUCCUUGACGGCUGUGAUGUCGACAGCCUUUGUGGUUUCCUUCGAAACUGUGCGAAGGACUUCCCUUCUAUUGCAAUGGAUCAAUCUGGUUCUCAUGUAGCUGAGUCUGCCAUCAAGUCUUUAUCUAGGCAUCUUGAGGACGAUGAGGCGUAUUCUGCUAUUGAAGACACUGUAAAUGCAAUAUGCAAGGUGAUUGCAAAGAAUCCUGGUGAUCUGAUGUACGAUCGCUAUGGAUCUCAUGUUCUCCGAAGUUUUCUUUCUCUUCUUAAAGGAGUACCAUUAGAUUCUUCUGAGUUUCAUGGGACAAAGUCUUCUUCAGUUGCAGAGCAAUUGAACUUCAAGGCAUCUCGAGCAGACACAGAUAUUACACCACAUUCUGUACAGGGAUUCCCACGUUUAUUUGACUUUCUUGUUUCAGGGAUGUUCAAGUGUAUCAAAAACAACAUUCAGACCCUGCAAGUUGAUCAGUACAGCAGUUUGGUUCUGCAGACAGCUUUGCAGUUGUUAGCAGGAGAUGAAGAAAAGCUUUUGCAAUUGAUCCCCAUUCUUAUUGGAUGUACUAGGGAAGAUAUUUUAGAAGGAAAAUCCAUCCAAACGACUAAAGUGAGAGGCAUUUUACAUCUCAUGAAAGAAACAGCAUAUAGCCAUUUAAUUGAGGUUGUUUUGGGAGUGGCUCCCGAAGUCUUGUACAAUGAAAUGUUCACAAAAGUUUUUGGAAACUCAUUAUUUGAGCUUUCAUCUCAUCAUUGUGGGAACUUUGUUAUUCAAGCCUUGAUUUCUCAAGCACGGCAUAAAGAUCAAAUGGAGUUGAUUUGGGAGGAACUUGGUUCUAAAUUUAAGGAUCUGCUCAAAACGGGAAAAUCAGGAGUUAUUUCUUCGCUGAUUGCUGCAAGUCAAAGGCUGCAUACUUAUGAGCAUAAGUGUUGUGAGGCCCUUGCUACUGCGGUACAUUCAAGCAAUGAAGACUCUACAUGCAUUGUUCCCCGAUUACUGUUUAUUGACAGCUACUUCUACUGUGAAGAUAAGUCCAACUGGAAUUGGCCAGCCGGUGGUAGAAUGCAUGUCAUGGGUUCUUUGAUUCUCCAAAGAGUUUUUCAAUUUCAAAAUGAAUUCAUACAUCCUUUUAUUACAAGCAUUACGUGCCUCAAUGCUGAUAACAUACUUGAAAUUGCUAAAGAUUCCAAAGGUGCUCAUGUAAUUGAAGCUUUUCUAAGUUCUGAUGCUUCUGCAAAACUGAAGCGCCGGUUAAUCAUGAAGCUUCGUGGACAUUUUGGAGAGCUUUCAUUGCAAUCAUCAGGCUCUUUUACUGUUGAAAAGUGUUUUACUGCGGGUAACAUCGCACUGAGAGAGGCCAUAGUAACUGAGUUGGUAGCUGUGCAAAAUGAGCUUUGGAACAAGAAGCAUGGCCCUCAUCUCAUGCGGAAACUAGAUGUUGAUGGAUUUGCUGCUAGACCUGAUCAGUGGAGGUCCAGGCAAGAAUCGAAACAAUCAACUGUCAAUGAAUUUAUUUCUACAUUUGGCUCUAGUGAGACCAAGCCAUCAAAGAGCGGCAGCUUUCUUUCAGACGAUUUUAAGAACACAUCGCGACCGAAUAAAGUAAAGCAAAUGAGUGAAGAGAUUGCACAUCUGCAGGAAUCUCCUGCACCAUUUCUGAGUACAUCAGGCAUCAAACACAAACCAAAGAAAACAGAACGGAACAGCAAGAAAUUUGUAAAGUUUUCAGCAGCCGAGAAUGUUUCUAAAGGAAAGAAAAACAAGUCGAAGAAAAUAGUCACAGAUGAGGGAGCAUCCAAAUCCACUUCCAAGAAAGAGAAGAAACGGCACAGAGAGGAUGUUGAGUCAAAAUCCUCUAAGAAGUCUAAAGCAUGAUAUGGUGCAUCAUCUGCUUCUCUUUGUGUUUUGUAACUUUUGUUCAGCGCUGCAGAGGAUGUAACAGAAUGGCAUUGUUCUGCAUAUACAUCCGAGAAAACUAUGAGUAAUUUUAUAGGAAAACUAAUGAAAGAGACUUGAAAA
Pyrus x bretschneideri (Chinese white pear) is the source of this 2612-nucleotide messenger RNA. RefSeq names its product pumilio homolog 23. Gene Ontology annotation, molecular function: RNA binding. The coding region runs from base 261 to 2468 and encodes 735 amino acids. Gene Ontology annotation, biological process: ribosomal small subunit export from nucleus; endonucleolytic cleavage to generate mature 5'-end of SSU-rRNA from (SSU-rRNA, 5.8S rRNA, LSU-rRNA); endonucleolytic cleavage in ITS1 to separate SSU-rRNA from 5.8S rRNA and LSU-rRNA from tricistronic rRNA transcript (SSU-rRNA, 5.8S rRNA, LSU-rRNA). The transcript is spliced from 11 exons. Lineage: Eukaryota; Viridiplantae; Streptophyta; Magnoliopsida; Rosales; Rosaceae. Gene Ontology annotation, cellular component: 90S preribosome; preribosome, small subunit precursor; nucleolus. The record is from RefSeq and is a predicted model, not a curated record.